Messenger RNA from Cutaneotrichosporon cavernicola, 354 nucleotides. RefSeq lists its product as uncharacterized. NCBI's taxonomy places the organism in Eukaryota, Fungi, Basidiomycota, Tremellomycetes, Trichosporonales, Trichosporonaceae. The transcript is spliced from 4 exons. The record is from RefSeq and is a predicted model, not a curated record. Bases 1 to 354 code for a protein of 117 amino acids.
AUGAAACGCACGGAUAUUCACCAUGUUGCAUUCCACAUCGAGCGAGCGGCGGUGAUGCUCUCGGUGCCAGAAUCGACGACGGUGGCAAGCCUACGCGCCCAGAUCGUCCCAGCCCUCGCUACGCUGGCGCGUAGUAAUCUCCCAUCCGCGCCGCCCAGUAGCCCUGAUGACAUCCAGCUGUGGGAGGACCGCGAGGCCGAGGGUGCACAGGGUAUCCGCGUGUGUGAUGAGGGGAGCAUCAAGAGUCUGGGAUGGGGGCGGUGGAAGAGGCUUAUCCGCGACGAGAGCGGGUCCUUCGCUGAGCCGAGCUAUACCAUCCCAGAUCCGAUGGAUGGCGACGAGCAGGGCGUCUAG